AUGGCGCCAGCUCAGAUCGCUAUCGCUGCACCCCUAGGGCCGUCGACACCACUGUCUGCAUCCAAACCUCUGCGCCAUGACUUUCCCCAACCUGAAGAGUCCUCAAUACAAACUGUCGACGCGCUCGUGCGACAUCGUGCGCGGCGCGAUCCCCAUGUCACCAUUGUGGCGUAUCCGCGCUCUGGAGUUGACUUUGUAGACUACACAAUGCAACAGCUAGAUGUGUUCGCCUACCGAGUAGCCAGACACUAUCAGGCUUUCAUCCCCACACGAUCCAGCUCUGCAGAGAAGCCUACCACGGUCGCGGUGCUAGGGCCAAGUAAUUUGGACUACAUCGUGACAAUGCUUGCGCUUACCAAGCUCGGACACACUGUGCUGUUUCUCUCAACGCGAAUAUCCCAAGCCGCCAUUGAUUCUCUUGUUACAAAAACUGGUGCUACAUAUCUGUUAGCAGACUCCCGGUUUGCGCAGUCUGCAGCCGACGCACAAACAAAUAUCCCGACAUUGCACAUCGGCGAGAUUGCAGGAUUCAGCACCUACAACUUUCCUAUCGAAGUCCAUGCGGAUACUCGUCUUGACUAUCAACUGGAUCACACGGUUGAAACUUCGAAUAAUAUCUACAUAAUACACUCUAGUGGCUCCACUGGGCUACCGAAGCCGAUCUAUCAAACACAGAAGAGUGCAAUCGCCAACUAUGCCAUCAGCAUGGAUAUGAAAGCCUUCAUCACUCUUCCCUUAUACCACAAUCAUGGAAUCUGCAACUUCUUUCGUGCGAUAUACAGUGGCAAAUCCAUCCAUAUCUACAACGCCGAUCUACCCCUGACUCAGUCUUAUCUAUCCACGAUCUUGAGGCAGCACACAUUCGAGAUCUUCUACGGCGUGCCAUAUGCUCUCAAGCUUCUUUCCGAAUCGGAUGAAGGAAUCGAGCUAUUGAGACAACUCAAGAUUGUCAUGUACGGAGGAAGUGCUUGUCCAGACACUCUGGGCGAUCUACUGGUGAACAGUGGAGUUAAUCUUGUCGGCCAUUAUGGAGCUACUGAAGUCGGCCAGCUCAUGACAUCCUUCCGACCUGCCGACGACAAGGUCUGGAAUUAUGUUCGUGAGUCACCGAAGCUAUCUCCGUAUCUUCGGUGGGUACCACGCGGACCAAACCUCUACGAAUGCACAGUCUUGCCAGGUUGGCCAGCAAAGGUUGCCUCCAAUCUACCAGACGGUAGUUACGCCACGAAGGAUCUAUUCGAACCUCACCCCACGAUUGAUAAGGCCUGGAAAUACAUAGCGCGCCUGGACGAUACAAUCGUCCUGGUGAAUGGCGAGAAGUUCAAUCCGGUCAUGAUGGAAGGAACAAUCCGUUCGCAUCGAGCCGUGACUGAGACGGUCGUCUUCGGCUCAGGUCGGCCAUACCUUGGCAUUCUUGUGGUCCCAGCAAUCGAAGGCAUGUCGACUGCAAGGGUCAUUGAUGAGAUAUGGCCCGUCAUUGAAGCUGCGAACCAAACAGCGGAAGCAUACGCAAGGAUCUCCAGGGAUAUGAUCCAAGUUUUGCCAUAUGGCUGUCAGUUUCCACGCACGGACAAAGGCAGUGUGAUCAGGCAAGCAUUUUACAAAACGUUUGCUACCGAAAUUGACAACAUAUAUGAUGUGGCUGCAUCAUGUGGCGGCGAUUUGAAGACAUUCACUCUUCUGAAGAUGGAAAACCACUUGCGUACGAUCCUGGCCAAACACUUGCCGCAGGCAAGCGACAUCGAGUGUACCACAGAUCUCUUCUCGCUGGGACUGGACUCAUUACAAUCGAUUCAGAUACGGAUGGACAUCCUCAAGACAGUCGAUAUUGGUUCCAAUAAGCUUGGCCAAAACGUAGUAUUUGAGCAUCCGUCUAUCUCAUCUCUCGCCACACAUCUCUACAGACUACAGACCGGACAAGAGGUUGAGAUUGUGUCAGCUGCCGCACAGAUGCAAGACCUUAUCGCGCAAUAUACCAAGUUCGAGCUGGUUGAUAGAAGACAGACUGUGCUUACAGGUGCGACUGGCUCGCUAGGCGCUCAUGUCCUUGUACAGCUAGUCAAACGUUCGGACAUCGACACAGUUUACUGCCUUGUACGUGCCACAGACUACAAGGCAGCAGCUCAUCGUGUCCAAGAAUCCCUCAUCCAGCGGAAAUUGUAUCAUACCCUAUCGCUUUCUGCACGCAGGAAAAUCCAAGCUAUACCUUCUGAUCUAUCUGAACCCCAUCUCGGCUUAGACGGUACGACUUAUGCACGCGUAGCCUCAGGUCUUGCUAGUGUCAUUCAUUGCGCAUGGAGCGUCAACUUUAACAAGAGCUUGAUGUCGUUCGAGAAGGACUGCAUUGCUGGAGUACGACAUCUAAUCGACCUAUGUCUUGCUACAUCAUCCAUCAAGCCUGCAUCCUUCGACUUCUGUUCUUCUGUCAGCACUGUCGCACGAUGCCCUGAUUUGCACACACCCGAGAUGCUAGCGGAGCUUGACUGGGCUCAAGGAAUGGGAUACGCUCAGAGCAAAUGUGUCGCGGAGCACUUAUGCUUGGCCGCGGCGAAGAAGACUGGUGUUCGAGCGCGUGUUCUGCGCGUCGGUCAGAUCGUUGCGGACACCGUACAUGGCGUGUGGAACGCGACUGAAGCCAUACCUCUUAUGAUGCAGUCUGCACUUACUGUUGGCGCGCUACCCCGACUCCAAGAAUCGCCGAGUUGGACACCUGUUGACGUUAUCGCGAAAGCCGUGACAGAGAUCUCACUCAGCGACGCCGGCUCUGUGGUGGCGAAUGUGACCAACGCGAAGAGCUUUUCCUGGACCGAUGAUCUACUUCCCGCCCUCCGAGAAGCUGGCCUCCAGUUCGAUGAGGUUGAACCCAAGGAAUGGGUGCGCAGGCUUCGUGAGUCAAGUCAGGACGCUGUGGCGAACCCACCCAUCAAACUGGCUGACUUCUUUGCGUCCAAAUACGACAAGGAUGCUUUCGGCCCUUCGCGUACAUAUGAGACCAGCGUGGCCAGGACUUUCUCUCCUUCACUUGAUGAAGCACCUGUGCUGGAUCCGUUGUUUGUAAAGACGUUUGUCAAACAUUUCCAAGCUGCUGCUUGGCAAUCACAUACUCCUGGAGUUGCGAGGAAACCAACCAAGCAGGUCGUUGUAGUCGCCGGGCCUUGUGGCAGCGGCAAAAGCACCAUUGGACAACAUCUCAGCGCCCGCUUCAAAGUACCUUUCAUUGAAGGUGACGAGCUCCACACUGAAGAUGCUAUCGCGUCGAUGGCUGCCGGCACACCCCUCGAUGACCUCGCCCGUGCUCCAUGGAUCGCCCGUCUCGGGCAGCGCGCGCUGAAUGUUAUUACCAAUGAAGGUCAUGAGUGGGUCUUUCUAUCCUGCUCAGCCCUGAAGAAGUCGUACCGCGAUCAGUUCCGCGCUCUGAUGAAUGAUCAAGUACGAGUUGUCUUUGUGGGUUUACAAGUUGAUCAGGAAGAGCUGGUGCGACGAAUGCACGAGAGGAGUGAUCAUUACAUGAAGGAGGAUAUGGUAGAGAGCCAGCUUGCUAUUUGGGAGGUUGCUGAUGUAUCAGAGACGGAUGUACUGCCUGUAGAUGCUGCAAACAGUGUUACAGAAGUUGUGGAAGAGGCUUCUGGACUAUUAGAAGCUCUCAGCUCCGCAUAA
Alternaria burnsii is the source of this 3657-nucleotide messenger RNA. RefSeq names its product male sterility protein. The record is from RefSeq and is a predicted model, not a curated record. Gene Ontology annotation, biological process: carbohydrate metabolic process. Gene Ontology annotation, molecular function: phosphopantetheine binding; kinase activity. Lineage: Eukaryota; Fungi; Ascomycota; Dothideomycetes; Pleosporales; Pleosporaceae. The coding region runs from base 1 to 3657 and encodes 1218 amino acids. The transcript has 3 exons.